Messenger RNA from Rhododendron vialii, 2822 nucleotides. RefSeq lists its product as uncharacterized. The record is from RefSeq and is a predicted model, not a curated record. Lineage: Eukaryota; Viridiplantae; Streptophyta; Magnoliopsida; Ericales; Ericaceae. Gene Ontology annotation, cellular component: nucleolus; small-subunit processome; nucleus. Gene Ontology annotation, molecular function: protein binding. The transcript has 16 exons. Gene Ontology annotation, biological process: maturation of SSU-rRNA from tricistronic rRNA transcript (SSU-rRNA, 5.8S rRNA, LSU-rRNA). Bases 245 to 2386 code for a protein of 713 amino acids.
GAGCAUCCAUGCCCAUCAAAUUGGCUGCAAACAGGCCGUAACUUCCCAAAACCUAAAUUGCGACAUCCACAAGCGACCAUAAACCCCAAACCGCCGAACCCUCUUGCCCUCACGGCGGCCCCCAACACCACCACCACAACCCCCCCCCCCCCCCCUCUUUCUCUAUCAAGCUCGUCUCUCUCCCUCUGUUCUGCUAUAACAAACUAUUGGGUGUGCUGUGUUUUGAAAAAAACAUCACCAGAAGAUGUCUACCCAAGGGGGUAACUUGAAGUCGACAGCCAUAAAUGGGGUGAAGAUGUACACUAUUUCUGGCCAACACCGUUCCUUGGCCACCUGGCUUGCUCCCAAGAAGCUCAGAGCUCUUCGCAAAGAUAAAGAUUAUAUGCAAAGGGUGGAUUUGGUCCAGGAUCUGAGAUUUGAAACAGCGACAAGUAGAAUCAAGGCAACUCCUGAUGGGGAGUAUCUUAUUGCGUCAGGUAUUUAUCCUCCACAAAUCAAGGUAUAUGAGCUGAGGGAACUUUCGUUGAAGUUUGAGCGGCACUUCAUUUCAGAGAUAAUUGACUUUGAGGUUUUGGGUAAUGACUACUCGAAGAUGGCAUUUCUAUGUGCUGAUCGAUCUGUUUGUCUACAUGCAAAAUAUGGGAGUCACUAUAGCUUGCGGAUUCCAAGGAUGGGAAGGGAUAUUGCAUAUGAUUGCUGGUCAUGUGACUUGAUUUGUGCUGCCUCUUCUCCGGAUGUAUACAGAAUAAACUUGGAACAGGGACGUUUCCUCUCAUCACUCAACACACAGUCCCCAGCUGUAAACGUAGUUACUAGAAGCAAGCGUCACGGUUUAGUUGCAUGUGGUGGAGAAGACGGUGCAGUGGAAUGCUUUGACAUGAGAGUGAGAUCUUCAGUCGGAAGAAUAAAUGCUGUUGCUCCUGCUGGUGAUAUUGACCAGGAGGUCACUGCAGUAGAGUUUGAUGGGGAAGGAGGCUACCUCAUGGCUGUUGGAAGUAGUGCGGGAAAGGUAUUGAUUUAUGACUUGCGUUCUUCACAACCAAUGCGAGUGAAGGAUCACAUGUAUGGCAGCCCAAUUUCAAAUAUUAAGUGGCAUCAAACUCUUAACUCCGAGCGAGCGAAGUUAAUUACUACUGAUAAUAAAAUUGUCAGGAUUUGGGACCCAGAGACGGGAGAAGGCAUGACCAGCAUUGAGCCAACAGCUGGAGCAAUAAAUGAUAUUUGCGUCUUUGAUGGAAGUGGGUUGAUACUGUUGGCUCUGGACUGCAGCCAGAUACCAUCUUAUUUCAUACCAGCCCUUGGACCUGCGCCGAAGUGGUGUUCUUACCUUGAAAACUUGACGGAAGAGAUGGAGGACGGUGCUCAAACAACUAUUUAUGAUGAUUUCAAAUUCUUAACCAAAGAAGAUCUCGAGAGGUUGAAUUUGACAAAUUUAAUUGGCACCAAUCUUCUAAGAGCUUACAUGCAUGGGUUCUUCAUUGAUUAUCGCUUGUAUAAGAAGGCACAAGCAUUGGCAGAUCCAUUUGCCUACGAUGAUUAUAUAGAAAAGAGAAAACAGGAGAAACUGGAGGCUGAACGUGCCUCUCGUAUUACGAUUAAGAGGAAACUGCCUAAAGUCAACCGGGUUCUUGCAGCUCGUCUUCUUGAAGAUGAAGAAGCGGAAAAUGAAAGAAAAGAUGAAGAUGGGGCUGAUGCCAAGAAAAAAUCCAAGAAAAGGAAACGAUUCAGCAGUGAAAUCCUCAAAGAUGAACGUUUUGCAGCGAUGUUUGAAAAUAAGGACUUUGAAGUUGAUGAAACGUCAGCUGAGUAUCUGGCUUUGCAUCCUGUGGCAUCGAUGAAGAAACCGUCUUUGGUUGAUGAACAUUUUGAGGCAGUUAUGGAGGAUGAGGAUAGUCCAAGUGAUUCCGAUGCAUCAACGGCUUCUCAUUCAUCAGAAGAUGACCACACCAAUGACAAAAGAAAAUCUAAAAAAAGAUCUCGGGUUCUAAGAUUGUAUGAAGUGAAGGAUGAGCGACAUGCAGAAGCAUUUGCGAACCAGAUCUCACUUGCAAAGGAGGAUGCUCUUCCUUUGGGUGAAAGGGUGGCGGCUCUGACUAACGAACGGCAGGCUUCACAUAGUAUGAACAGAGUCAAAUCGGGUCCAGGAGGGUCGAGAGAGAUUUCCUUUGUUUCUAGAAGCUCAGCAAAGUACAGGGAAGAUGAGGAAGACGAUAAGGAAGAACGGCAUGGAAAGAGAAGGGGAGUGCAGUCUUUGGGGCUCAAGCCAGAUAGAUCGGGCCCGUCGGGGUUUAGAGGCAGAGGAAGAGGAAGAGGAGGUAGUCGUGGAGGAGGUAGUCGUGGAAGGGGCAGAGGAAGAGGAGGGUUUCGAGGAAGAGGCAGGCAUUGAAUUUCCAUUGAAACCGAAGGGUAUUUUUUUGGUGUGUUUGCAUAGGAUAUCACUCUUUGGUGAACCAGUUUUCGAAGACUCAAUGAACAACACAUGCACAAGAAAGAGCUCGACUGAAAUUGCUCAAUAUACGUGUUCAACUUCACUCAAGAUGAUAUGGUUUCAGACGUGCUCUGCGAUCAAGGAUUCAACUCACUCUCCCAUUCUUUUCUACCUUAUGGUUGGGAGGGUACAUAAGUUAUCUUUUUAUGCUUUUGUUUCUAUGAAGUUUUGUAUGUCUGACUGUAUUUCCUACCAAUUUAGACCUCCGAUGUUAAACUCGAAGAGAUAUGCAAUUUCUAAAUACUGACUGAAGUUGGAAAUUGCAGAGCGGGUCGUAAUUAAAUCGAGAUCUCAAGAUAUGUUGCAGGAAAUGAAUGACAUCUUAAUUUGAUAA